Talpa occidentalis (Iberian mole) is the source of this 556-nucleotide messenger RNA. Its product is annotated as 40S ribosomal protein S24. Gene Ontology annotation, molecular function: structural constituent of ribosome. The record is from RefSeq and is a predicted model, not a curated record. Bases 37 to 429 code for a protein of 130 amino acids. Gene Ontology annotation, cellular component: ribosome. Gene Ontology annotation, biological process: translation. The transcript has a single exon. Lineage: Eukaryota; Metazoa; Chordata; Mammalia; Eulipotyphla; Talpidae.
CUUUUCCUCCUGGCUGCCUGAAGAUCCACCGCCAUCAUGAAUGACACAGUGACUAUCCGGACUAGGAAAUUCAUGACCAACCGACUGCUUCAGCGAAAACAAAUGGUCAUUGACGUCCUUCACCCCGGAAAGGCAACAGUACCUAAGACAGAAAUUCGGGAAAAACUAGCGAAAAUGUACAAGACCACCCCUGAUGUCAUCUUUGUAUUUGGAUUCAGAACCCAUUUUGGAGGUGGCAAAACAACUGGCUUUGGCAUGAUUUAUGAUUCCUUGGAUUAUGCAAAGAAAAAUGAACCCAAACACAGACUUGCAAGACAUGGCCUUUAUGAGAAGAAAAAGACCUCAAGAAAACAGCGAAAGGAACGCAAGAACAGAAUGAAGAAAGUCAGGGGGACUGCAAAGGCCAAUGUUGGCGCUGGCAAAAAGUGAGCUGGAGAUUGGACAACAGAAGGAGUAAAGAUUCUGCAGUGACUUUAUCUGUAUCUGUGGUGAUUAUGCAGAUUUUUCAUGCAGAUUUUUCAUGCGAGGAUUAAUAAAACCUUUUAUGUGUCUGGCA